ACUUUAUUGAAGACUCUUGCAGUAGGGGAAAAGAGACCUCGGUAUGGAACUGAGUUCAACUCAGAAUAUAGCACAGGCAAGUGAGAGUUUACAGCCAAGGAGCAGGGUAAAAUCAGUGGGUGGACACUUGCUGAGGGGAGACAUCAGGGCUGAGUGGGGAGUCUGGCUAAACUGAUCUGACAAGAUCUCUGCUGAGGGCAGGCUGGGGUGAUCACAUGUCACCUGGGGGUGAUAGCAGAUUUGAGGGUGACCGGGUAUCAGGGUGGGGGACUCUUGCUAAACUGAUGUAGCAAGGUUCUUGCUAGAACUGGAUUUUACAGGAGGAGCCCAGAUGGCCUAGGAGAAGGUUCGGGAGCCUGACUACAGGCUAGUCAGGCAAAGAAUCUUUGUCACCACUAGGAAAGAUGGGGUGGGAUGCUAUGGAAUAUGAUGAGAAGCUGGCCCGGUUCCGGCAGGCCCACCUCAACCCCUUCAACAAGGAGCCUGGGCCAAGGCAGCAUGAGCAGAGGGCCAGGGAGGAGGCCCCAGAAGUCGCUUCUGAAGAGGCCCUGCCUGAGCUGCCCCCUGGAGAGCCAGAGUUCUGCUGCACUGAGCGAGUGAUGGAUCUCGGCUUAUCUGAGGACCACUUUUCCCGCCCUGUGGGUCUGUUCCUGGCUUCUGACAUUCAGCAGCUGCGGCAGGCUAUUGAGGAGUGCAAGCAGGUGAUUCUGGAGCUUCCCGAGCAGUCGGAGAAGCAGAAGGACGCCGUUGUGAGGCUCAUCCACCUCCGGCUGAAGCUCCAGGAGCUGAAGGUGGGUGCUGACGUACCCCACCAUGGAGGCUACUGGAGCAAUGUGAGAAUGAAGUUCUAG
This is a messenger RNA of Leptonychotes weddellii (Weddell seal), 851 nucleotides long. Lineage: Eukaryota; Metazoa; Chordata; Mammalia; Carnivora; Phocidae. The record is from RefSeq and is a predicted model, not a curated record.